CCCUCCCUCUAUCUCACUCACAUACACCUUUCUGGUCAUCUUACUCUCCUCCAUUCACUCCAUGUGGCCAAACCACUUUAAGGUCUGUCGCUUCACUUCUUCCACCACUCCACACUUCUUCCCUUCACCCCUGUGACACAUUCCAAAAUGCUCGUACACACUUUCAUUACUCAUUCCAUCCAUUCUACUCACACCACAAGCACUCCUCAAAUAACUCAUUUCCACUGCCUGCACUCUAGACCUCUGACUUUCAUUCCAGGCCCAUGUUUCACUUGCAUAUGUGAGGGUUGGUACUAUUAUUGUAUUUCUCAAAUCCCCCUUUACUUCCAUGCUCACACUUCUGCCAUUCAUGAUUCAUCCCAAAGACCCUACCACCCUUCUUCCUUGCAAUGCCCUUUCUCUUAUCUCUCCCUCCAUACCACCAUGCUUACGCAUAACUGAUCCAAGAGCUCUCACGGGCAUGUCUACCCUCGACCACGACCACGGACCCUAGGCUGCCGGUGUGUGGAGGAAAAGAGAACAAGGAAAGAACGAGGACAACAACAACACACUCAGCUUCCGCAAAGGUUGGGGCCGCCUCACCUGCAGGGCUGGACAGCAGCAUGAGUGGCCAGGACAAGCAGGAGCAGACUGCUGCAGGGGGCAGGAGGGUCAGUGGUCACCAGAUGAAGCAACUGGCUGCUGGCAACUCCAGCAACAAAGGAGAGAGGAAGUUUGUGUGUCUGGAGUGUGGAAAAGAAUUAAUCACAAGGGGAGGCCUCAGAUAUCACACCCUUACACACACUGGUGUGAAGAAGUAUGAAUGUAAGGAAUGUGGGAAACAAUUCAUCCAGAAGAGUACCCUUGAUACACACACCCUUUCACACACUGGUGUGAAGAACUAUGAAUGUAAGGAAUGUGGGAAACUAUUCAUCCAGAAGAGUCAACUUGAUACACACACCCUUACACACACUGGUGUGAAGAACUAUGAAUGUAAGGAAUGUGGGAAAAAAUUCAACCGGAAGGGUAGCCUUGAUACACACACCCUUACACACACUGGUGUGAAGAACUAUGAAUGUAAGGAAUGUGGGAAAAAAUUCAACCGGAAGGGUAGCCUUGAUACACACACCCUUACACACACUGGUGUGAAGAACUAUGAAUGUAAGGAAUGUGGGAAACUAUUCACCCUGAAGAGUCACCUUGAUACACACACCCUUACACACACUGGUGUGAAGAACUAUGAAUGUAAGGAAUGUGGGAAAAAAUUCAUCCGGAAGAGUGACCUUGAUAGACACACCCUUACACACACUGGUGUGAAGAACUAUGAAUGUAAGGAAUGUGGGAAAAAAUUCAUCCAGAAGAGUACCCUUGAUAGACACACCCUUACACACACUGGUGUGAAGAACUAUGAAUGUAAGGAAUGUGGGAAAAAAUUCACCCUGAAGGGUCACCUUGAUACACACACCCUUACACACACUGGUGUGAAGAACAAUGAAUGUAAGGAAUGUGGGAAAAAAUUCACCCUGAAGGGUCACCUUGAUACACACACCCUUACACACACUGGUGUGAAGAACUAUGAAUGUAAGGAAUGUGGGAAAAAAUUCAUCCAGAAGAGUACCCUUGAUAGACACACCCUUACACACACUGGUGUGAAGAACUAUGAAUGUAAGGAAUGUGGGAAAAAAUUCAUCCGGAAGAGUCACCUUGAUACACACACCCUUACACACACUGGUGUAAAAAGUCAUGAGUGUGAAGAGUGCGGGAAGAGGUUCAGUGUGAAGCAGGCACUCAAUCGACAUGUCUUCAGGCACUAUGGCCUUAGAGAGUUCAAGUGUGAUGUUUGUGGAAAGCUCUUUAAGACAAAGAGAGACAUUGCCAAGCACAUGAAGAUCCACUUCUGAAGUGUGUCUGCCUACAGUAGUUAUAGUGACCAAGAAGGACAAGCAGGACCCGGACGGUGACAUCAUUAUGAGGCUUGAGUACGGUCUCCUGAACUCCUCGUCCCUGAAGCUGAUUGGUUUUGUUCCCAGCUGUCCCAUGAAGGUCUCAGGCAGCAGCCAUCCCUCAUGAUGAUGCAGCUCCCCUCAGCCUACCGGGCGGCCGCUGGUGCUGGGAACACACCCACGCCUCCCCCAACCCAGCUGCAAGGGGAACUUGCUGAGAGUGCAACGAUGGCAGCCUAUAGACACCUUCACAGAGCGACUCACUGGGAGAGAGGAGAGAGGUGGCCACCAGGAGGCAGACCUGUAUAUUGAAGACCCGUGGGGAUCCCUUUGUACUCCAGAGAGGCGUUCAUGCAUCACAGCCCCAGAAAUGAACACAGCUUUUAUUGUAGAAUAUAAUUAAAAUCCUAUGUUGUAUAU
This is a messenger RNA of Eriocheir sinensis (Chinese mitten crab), 2342 nucleotides long. RefSeq names its product gastrula zinc finger protein XlCGF46.1-like. The transcript is spliced from 5 exons. Gene Ontology annotation, cellular component: nucleus. Bases 603 to 1880 code for a protein of 425 amino acids. Lineage: Eukaryota; Metazoa; Arthropoda; Malacostraca; Decapoda; Varunidae. Gene Ontology annotation, molecular function: DNA-binding transcription factor activity, RNA polymerase II-specific; RNA polymerase II cis-regulatory region sequence-specific DNA binding. Gene Ontology annotation, biological process: regulation of transcription by RNA polymerase II; central nervous system development. The record is from RefSeq and is a predicted model, not a curated record.